Aspergillus ruber CBS 135680 is the source of this 1176-nucleotide messenger RNA. RefSeq names its product putative membrane protein. Gene Ontology annotation, cellular component: endoplasmic reticulum membrane. The transcript has 3 exons. Gene Ontology annotation, molecular function: 3-hydroxyacyl-CoA dehydratase activity. Bases 474 to 1130 code for a protein of 218 amino acids. Gene Ontology annotation, biological process: sphingolipid biosynthetic process; fatty acid elongation; very long-chain fatty acid biosynthetic process. The record is from RefSeq and is a predicted model, not a curated record. Lineage: Eukaryota; Fungi; Ascomycota; Eurotiomycetes; Eurotiales; Aspergillaceae.
AUCAUUCGCUUAAUUGAGCAUGUACUGGUACUGUACUUGUACUUGUACGGGUCCUGCAAUGUAACGCGUUUCCUUUCCGUGUCUUUUUGAUAUCUUCUGCACUCAAUCUGCACCUGGUACAAUCAGGGGAAUGCGGUACCUGCGUCGUGCACGGCCAAUCAAUGCCCCGACUCGAUGACAUCAUAUAUAUAGAGUGAGAAAUGACAACCACGGAUCGUCUGAUCACUGCUAACUUUUUAUGUAAAUCACCCAUGGCCAACGACAUUGCAUUUUCCUACUCUGGAGUAUUCAUUCCUGUCCUCCGAUAUGAAUGCUUUACUCUGCUCUCUGGUACAGCCUGAUGUGGACUCGAUUCAGGGGUGAUCGGCUCUCCGCAUUAAUGGUUCAGACCGCCCUGGAAAUUAUUACCUGCAGAUGAAAAUGAAAACUCUUACCACCACAGCCCAUAACAUUAUUGCACUGCACAACCAGUAAUGAGCAUGACCAUGAAGUCUCUCUAUCUCACCCUCUACAACUCCCUCAACGCCGCUCUCUGGGGCCGAAUCCUCGUCUCCACCCUCACCACAUCCACUUCCUCUUUGUACCCAUCCAUCGAACCCUGGGCCCGGGGUACUCAAUCUCUGGCCAUUGCCGAAAUCCUUCACGCUGCAUUGGGAAUAACCCGCGCCCCCGUCUUCACAACCUUCACGCAGGUCUUCACCCGUUGCGUCCAGGUAUGGGCCAUUGACCGGGGUUACCCACAACUUUUCUCUUCGUCUCCGGCCUCCGGGGUCGGAGUCGGACAUGCACCCGAGCCCGGGCUCGGACUCGGGGUGAGUGUCUAUGCGGCUAUGCUUUUUGCCUGGUCAUUGGCGGAUGUUGUGCGGUAUUCGUAUUUUGUGAUUUUGUUGACGGGGUCGGUUACUGUGCCUGGGUGGUUGAAGUGGUUGCGGUAUUCGUUGUUUUUUGUGCUGUACCCCAUUGGCAUUGGGGGUGAGUGGUUCUUGAUGUAUAGUGCUGCGCGGGUGGCUGAUACUACAUCGUCGCUGAUUUACUACUUCUGUCUGGGGCUAUAUGUGCCUGGCGCCAUCAUGAUGUACUCCUACAUGGUCAAGCAGCGACGAAAGACGCUCUACGGUCGCGGUCGUUGAUCUUGUAACCAUAAUACCUUUUUUGAACGGGUAUCGCUAAAAAAAC